UCGACCACUCCACUUCUGAUCCAAUUCCUGCUCAUGUGCAUCCUGGAGGCAGCACGGAUUCCAAUAAAAUGAAAAAUGAAUAAGAAUGUAGUAAAAUACUUACAGAAGCUUCUUUCCCACAGACUUAUAACAUGAACAAUUAUUGUUCCUCAUUUAUAGAUAAGGAAACUGCUCAAGUGCAUUUAUAUUCUUUUCUGGAAUUCUUUGUUUUACACUUCUUUUCUUGAUUCAAUCACAGUGUGAACUACUAAUGUAAUAAAGUCAAGUUGCCUUGAGGCAGCCAGAAUUAGAGAAUUGCAACCAAUGAAUCAAGAAGGUAUAACAUGAAAAUAUUUGAAUUAUGCACAGGAAGUUUGGGACUCCAGUGGCCUUGCCCUUCCCUGAUACCAAAUAUCUCAACUUAAAUAAGGGCACUUAUGAUCAUAAAAACUAUAAAGCAGUCUUACCAGGUCUCUAUAGAAAAGAGAGGAAAAAUGGAAACAAUAUUUAAGGAAGACACAGCUCUCACAUAGCAGAUCAUACAGGGUAGAUGAGAGCAUGAGAGCAAAGGGAAUAGAUAAAAACAUGAAUAAAAUUUUAAAAAUUCAGGUAUUUCUAAAUAGUCCAUUAUUGCUAAAUAUUGGACAGGUAAGAAUACACUAAUAUAACAUUUAUGGUCAGUGGUUUCAUAUGGUCAUUUGCAUUUAGUUAAAGCAUACUUAUGAACGUCUGAUAUCCACUGGUGAUGAGGAUGGAUGUACUUGGUGACUUUAAAGAGACAAACAGGAGUGAUUAAGAUGUCCUCCUCCCACCUGGGGUACCUGGGUUGGAUUCCUGGCUCUGGGCUGUGACUCGGCUUCCUGCCAGUGCAGACUGUGAGAGGAAGAGGUGACAGCACAAGCAGUCAGGCCCCUGCUACCCAUGUGGGAGACCUGGGUUGAGUUCCAGCUCCCAGCCUCUGCAUUGGUCUGCCACACACAGUGCAGGCAUCUGGGGAGUCUCCUUGUGUGUCAGCCUUUCAGAGCAAAAGAGACAAUGGAGAGAAACCAGAAAACCUAAGAAUGCUGAAACCCUGACACACAAUAGUUUCCAAUCAUGAAGCAAGUGCAAUUUAGAGUCUAGAUAAUGCAGUCCUAACUUUACAGAGUACUUUUAAAUAUUUUCAGUCAAGUGAGCUUUUAUCAUGGCCUGAGAAGAAAAUAAGAUAUAUUCGAUUGCUCUUCAUUUCCUUGAAUUAGAAUGAUGUCCUACAGGGGGAAAAUGCACUUGCUAUUCGAUUCUGUUAGAAGACUUGAUUGCAUUUGGUUGUGAUCAUAGACAGUGCUCAACUCAGGUGAGUGUCUAAAGCAGGUGUGCAUAGAUGGAGAAGAGGAACACAGAAACCAAUCAGAAGGAGCUCCAGGAAGACUAAGUCUGUCACUGUGGAGGACGAUGGCAGAGGUUGUAUGUCUCCAAGUGUGAAACAGAGGUGGUGGUCUUGAAAAAGAUGUAAAAGACACCUCAAAAGAUUAAGAAUUUCAAAAUUGUAUUGUCCCCCCAAAUUUUUAAAAUCAAUUUAUUCUAAGAACCUUAGAGUUACUCAUGUGCUAUACCCAUAAUGGGUUGAGUUGAAAAUAUAGGCAUGGGCCAUGAGCCAUUUGUUCCUAUACUAAUGCUAUUUUCUUUUCAAAGAUUCCCAGGUUACAUUGAAACACAAAAUGUCACAUGGGUCUCCUAAUUCCAUCUCAUGGGCUUCUCAGAGAUGACAGAGCUGCAGCCCCUCCUCUUUGGGCUGGUCCUGUCCAUGUACCUGGUCAUGGUGCUCGGGAAUUUGCUCAUUGUCCUUGCUGUCAGCUCAGACUCCCACCUCCACUCCCCCACGUACUUCUUCCUCUGCAACCUGUCCUUGGCUGAUGUGGGUUUCACCUCCACCACAGUUCCCAAGGCGAUUGUGGACAUCCACACUCACAGCACAGCCAUCUCCUAUGUGGCCUGCCUGAUGCAGAUGUCUCUCUCUGUUAUCUGUGGAUGCAUGGAUGGUUUGCUUCUGACAAUGCUGCCCUAUGACUGGUUUGUUGCCAUCUGUCACCCCCUGCAUUACCAGGCCAUCAUGAAUCCCGGCCACUGUGGCUUCUUAGUUUUGGUGUCCUUUGGGGCCAGCCUUCUGUAUUCCCUGCUGCAGAACUUGAUGGUCUUAAGGGAUUCCUGCUUCAAGAAAGUGGAAAUUUCUAAUUUCUUCUGUGAGCCUACUCAGCUUCUCAUCCUCACUCCCUCCGACUCCUUCACCAAUGACAUAUUCACAUAUCUUGUUGGCAUCAUCUAUGGUUUUCUCCCUAUCACAGGGAUCCCCCUCUCUUACUAUAACAUUGUGUCCUCCAUUCUGAGAAUCCCCUCAGCAGGUGGGAAGUACAAAGCCUUCUCUACCUGUGGCUCUCAUGUGUCAGUCAUUUGCUUAUUUUAUGGAACAGGCCUUGGAGUUUAUCUCAGUUCAACUUUCUCACUUUCUCCGGGGGAGGGUGCCUGGGCUUCAGUGGUGUACACUCUGGUCACCCCCAUGCUCAACCCCUUUAUCUACAGCCUGAGGAACAGGGACUUGAAGAGAGCCAUACAGAAGCUCCUCAGCAACACAGCCUAAUUUCUGUCCUUGUGCCAUGCGUUUGGACUGCAGGUUGAAAAAGGAAGCAAAACUAAUCAUCUAGAAGUACAAGUCUCACCUCUAACUACAUGAUGUAUGAGGCUCUCGUCUCUCUAAAUUUUGUGUCUGCAUAUUGUUUCUUUUGCCAUUUUGGAGAGUAUUACAGAUUUUUUAUACAUCUUAACCAUUGCAUGCCUGAAUCCUACUUUAGCUCUGCAGAACUCUCUGUGGUUUAUUAUUGAUGAUCCAGGAAUCCUGGACGAAUGAACAACCCUUUCUGCAUUUUUCUAGUUUACAUCUUUUCCAUAAUUCUUCUGUACUUUUCAUCACAUUUUGAUCCUAUGUAACUUAUUUGUGCUAGUUUUUAGUGUGGACCCCUGUCACUGCUCCUUUUUCAGCAGGGUUGUUCACCUAAUCACAGGCCUGGGUCCUGCCACCAGAGAUUCUGAUUUUUCCAACUUCUGUGAAGACUGAAGUGAAAUUUAUUUGGAAGGCAGAGUUACACACACACACAGGGGGGUGGGGAGUUAAGAGAUAGAGAGGGAGAUCUUUUAUCCACUUGCUCACUCCCCAAAUGGCUGCAAUGGCCUUGGCUGGGCCAGGCCUAAGCCAGAGUCAGGAGCUUCUUCUAGGUCUCCCCCAUGAGUGGCAGGGACCUACACAUUUAGGUCAUCCUCCUUUGCUUUCCCAGGUGCAUUAGCAGGGAGCUGGAACAGAAGUGGAGCAGCCAGGAUUUGAACUGGCACCCAUAUGGGAUGCCAGGGCUGCAGGCAGCAGCUUAACCCACUUUGCCUCAGCUAAAGCCCUUGGCAUGAGCAUUUAUAAGGUACCCUAGAGAUAUUCUGAAAAGUCUGUAGUGAUUUAGGAGCUUCAUUGUAUGUGAUAAGUCAAUUCUCCUUUGCUGCUUUCAGGAUUCUCUUUUUUUUUUCUGCAACAUGGAUAUUUUGAUUAUCAUUUGGCUUAGUGGUAGUCCUUUGGAUUAAUUUUCAUUGGAGUUAACUGAGGUUUUAUAAUGUGUAUAUGGACUUCCUUCUUGAAAUUUAGAAAGCUCCAAAUAGGAGUCACUGUUUCUUAAAAAUGGCUCUCUACUGUACCCCAUUUCUGUAUUCUUAUUGUGUAAUUUCCAUAAGGCAUACGGAAUAUAGGGCAUAUCUCCUUAUGGUAUCCCAUACAUCCCUCUAGUUUUAUUCACUUUUCUUCAUUAUUUUUCUUAUGCUCCUGUGACUAGAUAAUUUCAAAUAAAAAAAUCUGAAUCUGAACACUGGAGGUUGGGAGUCAUGGAAUAAGUGAAAGUGUUCAGGAUGAAAAGAUAGGGGAAAAGGCCAGCACUGUGGCACAGUGAGUAAAGCUGCUGCCUGCAACACCAGCAUCCCACAUGGGUGCCAGUUUCAGCCCUGGCUGCUCCACUUCCAGUCCAGCCCCCUCCUAAUGCACCUGGGAAAGCAGUGGAGGUGGGCCCAAGUGCUUGGGCCCCAGUGCCUGUAUGGGAGAUCUGAAAGAAGCUCCUGAAUCCUGGCUUUGGCCUGUCCCAGCUCCAGCCAUUGCAGCCAUUUGGGAAGCCAACCAGUGAAUGGAAGAUCUCUCUCUCUCUCUUUUGCUCUCUCUCUUUCUACCUCUUUCUGUUAACUCUUUCAAAUAAAUAAAUAAAUAGUCUUUAUAAUAAUUGGGGAAGAUGGGUGUGGUUCACUGUAACAAAGAUAUCAAUAUGUGAUGUAAUAGGAGACAUUGGAUGAGGGGUAUAUGGGGACUCUAUGUAUUACUACCUCACAAUUUUUUGUAUAUUUAAAACUAUUCUGACAUAGAGUGUUAAAAAAUGAUGAUAUAACUGUUAGUAAAUAAAUAAUUUGAAAAGUCCAAAAGUUCACUGAUUCUUUGUUGUACUUGAACUGCUUUGAAUCUCUAUAGAAUAUUACAACUGAGUUAUUGUAUUCUUUAUCCCCAAAAUUUAUUUCUUUUUUACAGUUUGUUACCUUUAUUUUCAUUUAUUCCUUUUUUUUUCUGGUUGCACAGUUGAUAUCUUUGUGUCAUCUCUU
Molecule: messenger RNA, 4626 nt
Organism: Oryctolagus cuniculus (rabbit)
Lineage: Eukaryota; Metazoa; Chordata; Mammalia; Lagomorpha; Leporidae
Source: RefSeq, a predicted model, not a curated record